AAGAAAGAGCAAAUUAAAUAAACAAAAGCAGGAGAGAACUGGAGCUCUCCUCCCGAUAGCAACAGUAUUAUUUUAGAGGUAAAAUGAUUCCUCCAAGCAACACUACUGAAGUCAGUGUGGAUAAUGUGGAGAAAGAAAAUGAACUGGAGAACACAGAUCAACCCCCCUCUCCAGCAUCUACUACCAGCCAGGAAUCAAAGCUCCAGAAACUGAAAAGAUCACUCUCUUUCAAGACCAAAAGCUUACGGAGUAAAAGCGCAGACAACUUUUUCCAGAGGACUAACAGUGACGUGAAAUUACAAGUUGAUUUGCUGCCUGAGGUGAGCACCAGCACCGGCCAGCUCCCCAGCUCAGAGAGCCAGACCUCCACACCCAUCAAACUCCAACAGCAGUCUGAAAGCAACCAGGUUCAUGUUUUCCAGGAGUACAUCUUCAAAAAACCCACCUUCUGUGAUGUCUGCAACCACAUGAUUGUUGGGACAAAUGCUAAACACGGACUGCGUUGUAAGGCUUGUAAGAUGAGCAUCCACCACAAGUGCAUAGACGGUAUUGGACAACAGCGUUGCAUGGGCAAACUGCCAAAGGGGUUUCGGCGUUACUACAGUUCCCCACUACUCAUUCAUGAACAGUUUGGCUGCAUCAAAGAAGUGAUGCCGAUUGCCUGUGGCAACAAAGUCGACCCUGUGUAUGAAACCCUCCGCUUUGGAACCUCCUUAGCACAGAAGACCAAGAGGGGCAGCUCUGGAAGUGGAUCUGAUUCACCCAAACGGAACUCUACUUCAGACCUGGCAGAAGUUCCUGAGGAAGCGGAUGGUUCAGGAAGCAUGUUUGAUAUAAACAGGAAACGCAGCAACAGUGUGUUUACCUACUCAGAAAAUGGAACAGAAGACUUCGGAGAAGAAUCAAAAAGGAUAAACUCCCUGGGACCUCUUUAUAAAGACACAUUACAAAUGCACACCUACGUUGCCUUGUACAAAUUUGUACCACAAGAGAAUGAAGACUUGGAGAUGAGACCAGGUGAUAUGAUCACACUGCUGGAGGAUUCUAAUGAAGACUGGUGGAAGGGGAGAAUUGAGGACAGAAUAGGAUUUUUUCCCGCUAAUUUUGUUCAGAGAGUGCAACAAGACGAAAAGAUUUUCAAGUGCGUCAGAACAUUUAUCGGAUGCAAGGAGCAAGGACAGAUUACUCUGAAAGAGAACCAAAUCUGCGUGACUUCUGAAAAGGAACAUGAUGGCUUUAUCAAAGUGUACUGUGGGAAGAAGAAAGGCUUUGUCCCCCUAGACGUCUUAGAAAUCAUCUGAUUUCAGCACUGCACUUGCUGCAGUAGGAAAGCUUUGCUGGCAAUGCCUGUCUGCCUCAUCUCACACUGUGUCAACCCCGCUGGGCCGUCUUGCAGAUGAUCAGGGACUAGUGAGACGACCACAGCAACAAAAAAAAGACACUUAGACUGUUACAGCAACAAGAAAUAAAAAGAUGAGGGUUGAUUAAAAGAAUAUACAUCAGGAAACCUCUAGGGGAAAAGGGGCCAAGGAAAGUAAAAGGAAUAAGGUAAGGAAUGGCUGGACUAGCUCAUUUUCAGUGCAAGAUGGCUAUUAAUUAUCCUGAUGGAGACAGACAGACACAGACAGACAGCUGUUCUGAAGGACUAACCUCAUACCUGCUCAUCUGUCUUAAAAAAAGCUGUUGGAGUAUGUUUUUGUUUGAAGUGUGAUUUCAUGGGGGCGAGGUUCAAACUGUCCUUGUAGUACAGUCUGAUCUUGUAGUAAAGUGUGACUGUGAUUCUAGAGUUUUGUCCACAGUAUUAGCCAAUCAGCAUAGCGUUUAAUCCCGAUGUCAAGUCUCCUAACAAAGCAGUUUGGAGGCACUGUGUAAACGUCAGUCUGAGAAGUUAAUGCACCAUUGUCUGGACGCCAACGGCUUUCUCUUUCUCUGUGCUCAGACUGUACAAAAGAGCAGCCAACUUCUACGUCCUUUGCUUUCUCUGUAUACAAACAAAACUCUUGGCACACGUGGGAUGUAACUGCUGCUCUGGUCGCUGACAAACUUAGAGUCCCUCCUGUUCAGAAGGCCAAGCUAGAAGUAUUCCUCUGUGAUUCCUUGCUCCUUUAUCUGGUGGCAGAGGAAGUGUCAGAAAUACAGAGCUGAG
Messenger RNA from Terrapene triunguis (Three-toed box turtle), 2146 nucleotides. Its product is annotated as SH3 and cysteine-rich domain-containing protein. Gene Ontology annotation, molecular function: transmembrane transporter binding. Gene Ontology annotation, biological process: positive regulation of voltage-gated calcium channel activity; skeletal muscle contraction; positive regulation of protein localization to plasma membrane. NCBI's taxonomy places the organism in Eukaryota, Metazoa, Chordata, Testudines, Emydidae. The record is from RefSeq and is a predicted model, not a curated record. Bases 84 to 1301 code for a protein of 405 amino acids. The transcript is spliced from 11 exons. Gene Ontology annotation, cellular component: extrinsic component of cytoplasmic side of plasma membrane.